GGGCCACAGACAAAAGGAUUAAACAUUAACGGUAACCCUAUCACUCUGGUAAUGCUAUCUGCUUUUCACAGCUCCCAUGGGGAAAGCAUUAGGCAAAUAAGAGCGCAAUACAGUCAGCCAUGGAUGCUGGGCAGGCUGAACAGGAAGUGCAUGUUCAAGCAGCUGUGGGAAUUCGACAGAUACCAGGCUCAUUGAAACAAGACAGCUUCCUGGUGGUGAACAAAGAUUCUAACCGUCUGAUAUUCAUUAGUAAGGCGGACAAAGGAGUGCAGGAAGGAUGCUUCACCAUUGAUGGAGUCUUCAGUUUGGACACUGGGCAGGACAAGCUCUUCCUGGAGCAGCUGCAACCUCUGCUGGCCACGGUGCCUUUGGGCUACAGUGUGUCCUUGCUGGUUUGUGAAGCCCAUCACGACGAAACCCAGACACAAAUCCAAGCCUUUGUCCAGAAGGUAAUAGAAUCUGUCUUGCAAGAAACCAGCCCUGCCAAAAAUUGUACUCAGUACCUCCAAACCGUCACCUUUGUCCAGAUCUACACAGAUGGAAAGGCUCAAGACCUCCUCAGCCCCAGAAGUCAAGUCCUCCAGGUGAUGGACCUCCCUCCGCUGGGGCUGGUGGCAGAAGAAGCGACUGAAGUAGUUGUGGCGAAUUCACAAGCUGCCACUCAUUGCUACUUGCAGGGGAUGUCAUUGCACCAAAGUUAUUUGCAGAAAUCUUUCCAGAAGCAGCACAAAGCAGCCAUAUGUGGCAAUCUCUUCACCAUCACCAUGGAGACAAAAGCAGAGGGUGGUCAGGGGCUUCAGCGUGCCACCGUCAAGAUCUUCGAGUUUUCUGGAGGAAAUGAGCAACACCCUGCUGACCCUUUUUUGCCCCUUUUCCGAGCUUCAUCUGCUGCGGCUCUUCCUGCUGACACAGGGUUCCUCUGCUGGAUGCUGAAGCAUUUGCUAGAAGAAAAUGCCCUCACCUUCCUGCUGUUGUGCCUGACCCUGCCAGAUGCUUCUGGAGAAGAGAUACAGUCUGCCAUCUCACUGACCGAACAAGUGAGGAAUGUGACAAAGAGAGUGGCACCAGUCCAUUGGGAUCCCACUCAUGAGGCUCAGAAACGAAGAGAGGUGAUAGGAGAGCUGAGAGCCCAGCUGUCCUUCAGGAGUCGGGUGGAGCAGGAGAGCACGCUCAGCCAAUUGGAGAGGGUGAUCAAGGAGAUACAGGUUCUGAAAAGCAAAUGCUGGAAGAAAAAGAAAGAGGUCCCAGCAUAUGAAGCAAAGGAUACUUCUCCUGAAGGCAGGGGUAAAAUUACAUCAGAUAUGGAUGAUGGGGGUGAACUUGGGAAUCAACAAAGCCAAGAUGAUACAUGGCACGACAAAGAAACAUCAGGAGGUGGCAGCAUCCCAAAGAUCCAGCUUGAGCAGGUUGGUGUACUUCAAAGUGCGAUGGAAGACAAACCUUUCACUGCUGCAGUGCACAGAGCCAGAGACUUGAGCGAGGCAACCCAGUCGUCCAGCCCUAGCCUGGUUGGUGAGCAGCACCAAGACACAAAGGGGAGGUUCUCUCAAGCAAAAGCCCGGUGGCAGGUUCUUCAAGAGCAACACCAUCUCCUGAUACAACAGGGACUUUUGAGAAUGGAAGAGCAGCUGGCAAGUCAAGAGCUUCCUCCAGGCCAGCAAGGAGCCAUGCUCUGGCAGAAAGAAAAGUCUUUGCUGAUUUUGCGCAUGGAGGCAUUGCAGAAGGAACAGGCGGAAGCAGAAAGGGAUCUGGAGGAGCUGUACCAAGAAUGCCAACGAGAAACUGAAACACAAAAACAACACAUCCUGCAGGUAUUCCAGGCUUAUAGGAAACAUGCUGAAGAGCAUAUAGAUGUCCUGGAACAGAGAUAUCGAAAGCUGCUCCAGGAGUCCCUUCAGGAUGCUAUCCUCCUUUCCACUCAGAACCACCAACUGCAAGCUCAGAAGCAACUGAGCUACAUGGAGAAAGCUACCCAGACUGACUUCCAGACCCUUACAAAGAGCCACGAGAGAGCCUCCCCAUCCUAAGAGC
Lacerta agilis (Sand lizard) is the source of this 2031-nucleotide messenger RNA. RefSeq lists its product as uncharacterized. Bases 120 to 2027 code for a protein of 635 amino acids. The record is from RefSeq and is a predicted model, not a curated record. The transcript has 17 exons. NCBI's taxonomy places the organism in Eukaryota, Metazoa, Chordata, Lepidosauria, Squamata, Lacertidae.